UAGUGCGCAUGCGCCCUGCUCAAUGUCAGCGAAGAUGGCGGCGCUGAUUUCAGGACGAUGGGUUAAAGCCAUGAUAACAAAUAAAGGACGCGGUGUUUAUCAGCUUAUUACAGCCCGAGCAGCAUCUGGUUUUGGGAAAGAUGUGUUACCCGGGCCGCACCCUCGUACUGCGGAGGAGAGAGCAGCUGCUGCCAAAAAAUACAACCUGAGACUGGAGGAUUAUCGCCCCUAUCCUGAUGAUGGACGCGGUUAUGGAGAUUACCCAAUCCUGCAGGACCGCUCUCAGCACGAGCGGGACCCGUGGUACCAGUGGGACCAUCCAGACCUUCGCAGGAACUGGGGUGAACCGAUGCACUAUGAAUUCGACAUGUACAUCAGGAACAGAGUGGACACGUCUCCGAGUCCCGUGGACUGGAGAACCAUGUGUAAACAUUUCUUCGGCUUUCUCACCUUCAUGCUGGUCAUGUUCGGAUUAGGGGAGGUGUUCCCCGCCUACCAGCCUGUGGCCCCGAAGCAGUACCCCUAUAACAACCUGUACCUGGAGAACGGUCGAGAUCCUGAAACGCAAGCCGAACCUGUUAAACAUUACGAGAUCUGAUCUUCUAAAUACUUCUCAAUAAAUUAUACUUAUUAAAACAGUA
Trichomycterus rosablanca is the source of this 641-nucleotide messenger RNA. It is a transcript of the gene ndufb8, whose product is annotated as NADH:ubiquinone oxidoreductase subunit B8. The record is from RefSeq and is a predicted model, not a curated record. Lineage: Eukaryota; Metazoa; Chordata; Actinopteri; Siluriformes; Trichomycteridae. The coding region runs from base 23 to 598 and encodes 191 amino acids. Gene Ontology annotation, biological process: mitochondrial electron transport, NADH to ubiquinone. The transcript has 5 exons. Gene Ontology annotation, cellular component: mitochondrion.